Messenger RNA from Cornus florida, 1262 nucleotides. RefSeq names its product CYP enzymes assisting alcohol dehydrogenase-like. Bases 58 to 1068 code for a protein of 336 amino acids. NCBI's taxonomy places the organism in Eukaryota, Viridiplantae, Streptophyta, Magnoliopsida, Cornales, Cornaceae. The transcript has 6 exons. Gene Ontology annotation, biological process: formaldehyde catabolic process. Gene Ontology annotation, cellular component: cytosol. Gene Ontology annotation, molecular function: S-(hydroxymethyl)glutathione dehydrogenase [NAD(P)+] activity; zinc ion binding. The record is from RefSeq and is a predicted model, not a curated record.
GUGAAGGUGGAAGAGAUACAAGUAGAACCCCCCAAAUCGUUUGAAGUUAGAAUUAAGAUGCUAUGUGCCAGUUUGUGUCACACAGAUGUGCUAUGCUGCAAAGGAUUUCCAGUUCCUUUGUUCCCACGAGUUCUUGGACAUGAAGGUGUUGGCAUGGUGGAGAGCAUUGGAGAAGGAGUUACAGAGGUAAAGGAAGGAGAUGUUGUGAUUCCAACCUACCUAGGAGAGUGCAGAGAAUGUGAGAAUUGUAGAUCAGGUAGGACAAAUAUGUGCCAAACCUACCCAUUAGCAGCUUUCAGUGGUCUAUUACCAGAUGGGACAUCAAGAAUGUCUAUCAGAGGCCAAAAGCUUUAUCACUUUCUCAGUUGCUCAACAUGGUCUGAGUACACUGUUGUUGAUGCUAACUAUGUUGUCAAGAUUGAUUCAAGGAUACCUCUCCCACAUGCUAGCUUUAUCUCCUGCGGCUUCGCCACCGGAUUUGGGGCAGCCUGGAAGGAAGCCAAGCUUCACAAGGGAUCAACCGUGGCUGUUUUGGGUCUGGGUGCUGUUGGAUUAGGGGUGGUGGAAGGAGCUCGAUUACAUGGGGCAGCUACAAUAAUUGGCAUCGACAUCAAUGAGAAGAGACGCGAUAAGGGGAAGGCAUUCGGAAUGACUGACUUUAUAAACCCUAAAGAUUCUGAGAAGCCUAUUUCGGAAAUGGUGAAAGAGUUGACACAAGGUAAAGGAGUGGACUACUGCUUUGAGUGUUCUGGGGUUGCCAAAUUGGUGAAUGAAGUCCUUGAAUCCACAAAAGUGGGAAUAGGAACAGCAAUACUACUUGGCGCAGGAACUCAGAAAAGCAUUGAAAUUGACUUCAUCCCACUUCUUUCUGCUAGAACGCUCAAGUAUUCUGUUUUUGGUGGGAUAAAAAUCCAAUCCGAUCUUCCCAUUAUCGUUGACAAAUGCAUUAACAAGGAAAUCAAAAAACUUGAUGAGCUUUUGACUAAUGAAGUUCAAGUGGAGGAUAUAGACAAAGCAUUUGAGCUACUGAAGAAACCUGAGACUCUCAAAGUCGUCAUCAAGUUUUAAUUCUAUCUUAAAGGCAACUAAAAAGUGUCAACGAUCUUGUAACAUCUUUGUAUCGUUAUCACAUGUAUCUUUAAACCAAAUAACAAACUUGCUUGAAAACAACUUCUCACUAGAUGAACAUCCAAUUCAUUAAAGCGGCACACGCCUAUUUUUGAAGGGUGUGUUCCCAUCGGAACUGCCCCAUUUCUGUUACU